ACUCUAAGCAAGGCAAUCGGUACAUAACAUUCCCGUCUUUCCUGAUGUACUCACAGUAGUGAAUUACUAUAAAUUAAUCCACAUGCGCUUCUGCUCAUGGACAAGAAACAAGGACUGAUCCUUUCAGCGGGUUUCACUGGGCAUCUACUUUCUUUAUUUUUUCUAAUCGGUAAAUUUUACUGAUCAUCGCAUUGCAUCGUCCAACCUUUUUCCAUUAUAUCAUAAGAAGCGGACGCUGGUUUGUUCGUUUUUCCUGCAUUUAAUCUCGCUCGCAUAGUACUUUUGUUUUAUUUUCUUCCAUUCUCUUAUUGAAACGAUGCAACUUGAGGUUAACCCUUACGGCUACAUUCCUACCGAAUGGUUGGGUAUUCUUGGUAUCAUUCUUUUCAGUUUGGCGCUUAUAGCAGAAAUUGUCCAAAUUGUUAUGAUCCGUGACUUGUUACCAUUGGUACCACUCAUUGGAACAGUUGGCGAAAUUGUCGGAUGGAUCGGAAGACUGUACUCUCAUAGCCAUGUUUUCUCCAACAACUCGUUUUUGACAAACUUCAUUGCCUUGUGUAUUGCUCCGGUGUUUUACACUGCUCAGAUUUACACGACUUUGCAGUAUCUUGUUCGUAUUUACGGCCCGGACUUCUCCUGGUUGAGUCCCAAGCUCUACACGAUUGUGUUUGUUGGCAGCGACAUCAUUUCUUUGAUUGUUCAGGCUAUCGGAGGUGCCAUUGCCGGUUCCGCCGAUCAGGGUUCUUCAACAAUGAAGUUGGGUGGAAAUAUCACGCUUGCAGGUAUCUGUUUCCAACUUCUCAGUGUCAUGUGUUUCUUCAUUUUUGGUCUUGAUUUUGCUUCCCGUUAUCGUAAGCACAAGCCUUACCGUACUACCGUUGUUGCUGGAUCCCCCGAAGCCUCCGACCUGAACCCUGAACCUUCCAAGUCGCGCAAGGUGGGUUACCAGACCUUGUUUAUCUCUACCGUACUUGUCCUCAUCCGUUCUAUCUACCGUGUCAUUGAGCUUGGAGACGGUUGGGAUGGAUAUGUUAUUUCGCACGAGGUUUACUUCGCUGUCUUUGACUUCAUUCCCAUGUUUAUCACAGCCCUCUUGCUCUUGGGAACCGUCGGCCCAAUGCUUGAAGUUCGCAGAGGUGCCAAGCGUGGAGACGACUCUUUGGUGAACGCGAAUGACACUCAAUUCACUUACGUUUCCUCUGUUAACUCCAAGGAACUUAGCCGCAAUCCUUCCAGCAACCCUAUGGCACCGACCAUCGACGAGGAGAAGCAAGUAUAAUUCCGCCGUGACAUGAUCGAGUGUUCCCCUACCCUUGUGCAUCUUAUACCCCUUCAGUUGCGAAUGGCCUCUGUUCUUUUCAUUUACUCUUUCUUUUCAUAUGCUAUUCUAUACGCUAUUAUUCUAUGAUAUCAUAUGAUUAUAUAUACGUUGAAGUUUCAAGUUUUUUUAUGCAUUUCAGUUCAAUUGUUUCAGUUCAAGAAUAAUUAUUUGACCAUACAUGUCCUAGUUCAUUGUAUCAAAGCGGACGAACCGAAAUCGGUGGCAAAUGGACGGCAAUGGUCAUGGCAAUACGGAUUUCUCGUUAAUCAUCGGCAAUGGAGUACCUAACUAUCCAUUCUCAUUAACUACUCUGUAAUUCUUAUUUUUACACUGCAGUUGCUACUCUACCAGUUUAGCCGCUCGCUUAAUCGCAACGACGAAACCUUAAUUCGCUCAGGGAUUGUUCUCGCACAAGGGACUCAGUGUUUUACG
Schizosaccharomyces japonicus yFS275 is the source of this 1753-nucleotide messenger RNA. RefSeq names its product sphingoid long-chain base transporter RSB1. The record is from RefSeq and is a predicted model, not a curated record. The transcript has a single exon. Gene Ontology annotation, cellular component: membrane. Lineage: Eukaryota; Fungi; Ascomycota; Schizosaccharomycetes; Schizosaccharomycetales; Schizosaccharomycetaceae. Bases 317 to 1279 code for a protein of 320 amino acids.